AGCGCUGCCCUCGCGUCACGGUGAGAGAUCUCGGCGGCGUUAAGUUGCAUUAAGAUGUGUCCACCUCUCGGAUGUGGUGCAGCCCGAGUGGCCCCCUUCUGUCCGCUCCUCCUUAAGUAGUGUGCGGCGGGACACUCCGCAGUUCGCUUAUCCCGGUUCGCUCCCGUUGCCUCUUUUACGCGCACGACGUCCGCAGCCCCAGUGAUCCGCUGGAGCCCGUCCUGUGCGCACGCCGCUCCGGGGGAUGAAGGCUGGACUCUCUUCCGCACAGUGCGCCGAUGGCGACGCAACGCCGGCUCCGUAGCCAGGGCACGUUAUUCUAAAAGGAAAGAUAUUCACGCUUGUAUUUCUUUCUUGCUUCCUUCCUUCUUCCCCCCCUCCACCACCACCAACAGCCCGACUCCUUUUUCAACAAAAUGUGGGACGCGCGUUCUCUGCGCAGCGUCCGCGGAGUGCUCUCUUCAGCCGCGGCCGCUUGACCGAGGGGGGAUCCCGGCUCCCUUUUUCCCAUCCGCCGCUCCUUUAUAAGGCACAAGAGGAGUUUGCAUGCAAAAGGUGGUUUAUCUCGGCAAGCCAUGGAGGGACUUGCCUAAAGAGGAUCCAACAUAAAAAAAUUCGACUUGUUUUUUUCCGUCCAUUUUCCCCUUUUUGUGUCAUCUACACAUCUUGCCAGGUGAAGCCUCCUUCUCCAUCACCAUGGCCGAGAAGCUUGGACCAGCAGGGCUCAAGCCCACCACCGUCCGGACCGCUCCGUCGCUGCCCCCCGAGCCCAUCGACAUCAUCCGCACCAAAGCCCGCUUGCGCAGAGUCCGCCUCAACGUGGGGGGUCUUAACCACGAGGUGCUGUGGCGGACACUGGACCGACUACCCAGGACCCGGCUCGGCAAGCUUCGAGACUGCAACACCCACGAGUCCCUGAUGGAAGUCUGCGAUGACUACAGCCUGAAUGAAAAUGAAUACUUCUUUGACCGGCACCCCGGGGCAUUCACCUCCAUCCUGAACUUCUACCGCACGGGCAAGUUGCACAUGAUGGAGGAGAUGUGCGCCCUCUCGUUCGGUCAGGAGUUGGACUACUGGGGGAUUGACGAGAUCUACCUGGAGUCCUGCUGCCAGGCCCGCUACCACCAGAAAAAGGAGCAGAUGAACGAGGAGCUGCGGAGGGAGGCAGAGACGAUGCGGGAGAGGGAGGGCGAGAUAGAGUUUGAUAACACCUGCUGCCCGGACAAGAGGAAGAAGCUGUGGGAUCUCCUGGAGAAGCCCAGCUCCUCUGUGGCUGCCAAGAUUCUGGCCAUCAUAUCGAUCCUCUUCAUCGUCCUCUCCACCAUCGCUCUGUCCCUCAACACCUUGCCGGAUCUCCAGGUCACGGACGAGUUCGGCCAGGCCAACGACAACCCGCAGCUGGCACACGUGGAGGCCGUGUGUAUUGCCUGGUUCACCAUGGAGUACCUCCUGCGCUUCCUCUCCUCUCCCAAUAAGUGGAAGUUCUUUAAAGGCCCGCUCAAUGUCAUCGACCUGCUGGCCAUCCUGCCCUACUAUGUUACCAUCUUCCUGACGGAGUCCAACAAGAGCGUGCUGCAGUUCCAGAAUGUGCGCCGCGUGGUGCAGAUAUUCAGGAUCAUGAGAAUAUUGAGGAUCCUGAAGUUAGCCAGGCACUCCACGGGGCUCCAGUCUCUAGGAUUCACUCUGAAGAGGAGCUACAAUGAACUGGGGCUGCUUAUUCUAUUUCUCGCCAUGGGCAUCAUGAUAUUUUCCAGCUUGGUGUUCUUUGCUGAAAAAGAUGAGGAUGCCACCAAAUUCACCAGUAUCCCCGCCUCGUUCUGGUGGGCGACCAUUACAAUGACCACAGUGGGCUAUGGUGACAUUUACCCACAGACUUUGCUUGGAAAGAUUGUGGGUGGGCUCUGCUGCAUUGCAGGAGUGCUGGUGAUUGCCCUACCCAUCCCGAUUAUUGUCAACAACUUCUCUGAGUUCUAUAAGGAGCAGAAGAGGCAGGAGAAGGCCAUCAAGAGGAGGGAGGCACUGGAGAGAGCCAAGAGGAAUGGCAGCAUUGUAUCAAUGAACCUGAAAGACGCCUUUGCCCGCAGUAUGGAACUGAUGGAUGUGGUGGUCGAGAAAGGAGAGGACAAAACUUCCCUUGACAACCACCUGUCACCCAGCCGCUGGGGCAGCUCAACCAGGCACUCCACCUCGAAAAUCAACCUAAAGUCCCCCGAGAAAAGAAACCCUGAGUCUCUGCCUGAACGCUCGCCUCAUCACAUAACCAUCACCACCACUGGGAGUCCGCAGCUGACACACAGGACCCCGCAGCAUCUCAACGUUCAGAAACUGGAGGAGAUGUACAACCAGAUGACCAAGUCACAGUCCUUCACGAACCUCAACACCACAAGCUCCAUGAGCACUCUGAGCACAACUAUGACUGCCCCUGUCUCACCGAGGAGAUCUCACAGCCCAGAAUUAACGUUGAAAGGGGAGGUGGAGCUGGAGAUGAAGGAAGUCCAACCCUCCUCACCAAAUUCGUGUGGCAGUGGCUCAACGGGCCUUCGAACACAGGCCUUCAACUCAGGUGAUGAAGAUGCAGGGCAGUGUCAAAUCAGACACCUCAGGGCACCACCACAUCUCGAUCUUAGCCACCUGACGGCCAACGAUGACCAGAGCUCUCCUGGCAUCAUACACAAAGAUGGCCUCCAUAUAGAAGAAGGGGAGAGCUUUAACGGUGCUGUGGAGAAUAUGCAGAGCCCUGCAAGGGGGAAUAACCCUCUCAAAAUAAAGGGGUUGAAAGUCAACUUCACCAAAACCUCUGCUGAAGUCCCACCGACGCCGCCCAGCACUACCUCUCCUGGAGACAUCAGCUCCAGCAUCCUGGAAGAGUCGCCGGAGGGAGAGACGUCGCCGCUCCUCCCCAGUUCAGAGGAGCUGCUCGCCAUCAGUGAAGAGGAGACCUGCCCCCUGUCCCCUGAGAAGCUGGUGGUCUACACCCCGCCCGGCAAUGAGGAUCAAUCCACAGAGAACCACGAGGAGAAGCAUCUGAUGGAAGUGGCAGGUGCUGCAGUCGCGCCCUUGUCACCCAAGACAGCAGCACAAAAUUGCACCCCGGGUGUGGUGGGGCCCGGCGAUGAGAUCAAGGCUGACAGCAACCAAAGCGGACACAAAGCGGAGAACCACAUGUUUACAACGGAAAUCCACCUGAUACCCGGGGAUGGCAGCCUUUCUCCAACCUGUGAAACCAGCAUGUGACUGUGAGGGAAGCUGUUAGUGACAAGAGACCCACCACAACAUCAGCAAGGGAGCAGCAAGAACGGACAACAGUGCAGUCGUAGUGAAAGAUAUUUUUGCAUGGCAUGACAAGUCCCUUUUACUUGUGUCGUUGUGUUUUGCUGAAAAAGAAACUGCAGUUUUUCGUGCAGAUUUCACGAAUGAUUUUGGAAACCGUCAGUGGGCUGACAAAAAGGGAGGCUCUGUAAAAUAACGGACAGAAUUCACCUACUCAUGCAGACAUUUUUGUCCUCCCAGUGUACAUAACAACAGUCUCCUUUUUCUAGCAAAAAGAAGGAAAUGCACAGAGGGACUUAUCUGUAAAAAGCAUGCAUUUAAAAAAGAGAUAGAUAUUUCACGGUGCUUAGUUUGCUGAAAGCGCUCCACUGUAAAUACCAGGACAUCUAAGGCAAUGACAAUGCACAGGAUGGCAAAAGGAAAACUUUCACCGAAGGUACAAAUAUUUGCAAUGUCAAAAGGGAAGGGAGGAAUGGAGAGCCCUCAGACUGGCGUUGCAUCGUAGCGACCUAUAAGAAAAAAAACAUAUCAUUACCUUUUGUGGAAAUGCAAAGUGUUCCCAUGACAACCCUGUAAUGUUUUUGUUUGUUUGUUUGUUUAUUCGUUUGGUUUUUUUCCAUUUGAAAAAUGGUGUAUGAAACUGUAACGUUGACAUUGUUGCUUUUGGUUUUCAUAAUGACUUGAUGAUCUUUUGAACUUUCCGUUUGAGCAUCUGAUAUUUUGGCAUUGAAUUAGUGAACGUGGGCAAGAUGGAUUUAAAAAAACAACAACACCUUGUACCAUCUCAAGCGCAUACACCUGUAGUGUGUUGCCAAAUACAUAUCUAUGUAUCCAGUGAGGACAGGAAGUAUCAGAUAAUGCCGUUAUUGAGAAUAUUUAUUGCGUGGCCUCAGAUGUUCGGACAAGGUUUUAAGACGUUCGAUUCUUUUUGAUUCCGUCCAACAGAACCAAAAUGAAUCUUAUUUACUCUCUCAGACGUCAGAUAUGUACACCUAAAAGUAGUUUUUAAGAAAUAUGUAGCUCUAGAUUGGUUGUAGAAAAAUUCUACAGUAGGUAAGUGAGACUCCAUAAAACAGAGUUAAGACUAUUUAUUAAUUCAUCACAUACAGUAUGGGCUUUACACUAUAAUUAACCAUUUUGGCAAUUCAAAAAGCCACCACAAAAAAAACAAUAAUAUCCCUUGUGAUAUCAACGGACCAAUUCAAGCACACUGGCAAGCUUUCAUCCAUCUCCUCGCUGCAUUUUAUCAUAUACCGUAAUAACAUAUAUAAAGAAAGUAGCUAUGUGUUUUCGUUUUCUUUUUGUCCUUAUGGUUUGUUUACCUGAAUUGAGUUCAUUGUCCUAUCCUCAGCGUCCUAACGUCGUCGUUGACACUUGAUCCAUACUACUGCAAUUUUAUCCGAUCCUGCUGACAUUUUUAUUUUGUACGCGUAGUGUCUUGGAUUGUAAUUUAUUGUGUUUUAUUGUGAACAAAACUAUUUUUCAGUCAAACUCAAACCCAAAGAGUUUUUUUCUUUUACUUUUUCUUUUCUUUUUUUUUGCUCAUCUUCUUUCUCGCUUUUGUUUUACACUGACUGAAAAUAUCUGUUGUAUGUUGCCUUUGAUUCCAGUUUUAUUCCUGAAAUAUGUUUAUCGUUUCAGCAUGACACUUGGCUGAGUGAAUUCGCAGUUUAUUUGUGAAAAACCACACAAACCUGAGUGGUACUGACAAGGAAGUACGUGGGUGAAUUAUUUGUUGUUCGUUUUGAUGUUUUAUUUACUUUUUUUCUUCUAAUUAUUAUUAUUAUUAUUAUUAUUCAUAUUAUUAUCAUCAUCAUCAUGUUUUUUGUUAUCACAGAGAGGUGUGGAAUGUGCAAUACCGCAUACUGCAAUCUAUGCAGGCCAAGAAUUGUGGCACUUUAUUUUCUGUCUAUGGGAAUUUGUAAGUGUACAGGCAGAAAUUACUUGUAUUUUUCAAAUGUUAUAUCUUUAAUAUGAGGCAAAACAGUAUUACAACUAGCAAAUCUCACAAACAAUGCAAAUGAAAAUUUGACUUAUACUUUUUCAUAUUAUAUGGCUGGCAUAUUGCUGUCAAGCACCUUAAUGCCACGUAUCUAUGGACCUCCAAUUUGAUGAUCUGUGGGAGAAGGGAUCCAAAUUGACCACUCUGGGCCUUUUAUAUCGCUGUCAGAUUCACACAUGAAUCUAACACGUCUGUGGAAGAUAUAAAGAUAAUCGAACUUCAACGGCCACACACAAAAGAUUUUAUGUUUUUUGUGAAUUCAUGUCGAGAAUGAUUCUAUUUUUUCUAAACCAAAAUGGAGCACGACCACAAUUUCCUGCCAUAUGGUGGUUGAAAUGAUGCGUGCCUUUUCAUAGCGCCGCCGUUUAUGAGAAGGUAGCAAGUCAUUCUGCUUUGUUCAUAUAGCACUGUACAGAAAAUUCUAAUUUUAUAGGAGAAAUCAGGUCUUUAUGUAAUAGAUACAAGUAAUGUUAUUGAGUUCUCAGGUUUUCUAUAACUCUCUGAUGUUCCGAUUUGGAUAAAUUCUUUGUCUUUUCUUUAACAGCUAAUGUCAACUGGUUACUUCUGUACUUUUUUCGAAAGGUGAUGUUGUCAAAUCCAUAUCGAUGUCUUGGCUCCGGGCAUCAGGAGCGGCAGCGUUUCGUCCUCCUCCUGGGCGAACGUGCGCCACAUUCAGUAUCCACCACCAGCCUUCGGCAGGAAGGAGCACGAGCAAAGGGACAAACAAAAUGUUGGGGAAUAGCUGAGAAAUAGACAGAAGGUGAGUGAUGGUUCUAACUGACCCGAGAAAGGCAGUAAAGAGAUCCCUUCUGCCACUCGACUGAUCCAUCUGAUUAUUUUCCCAUUGCCGACACAACUUUGUGCUCCAUUAGCUGCGGCUUAAGAGGCUCUGACCCCCAUGGCAAGCCCUCAGGCUCGUGGAUUACUUGGUGAAAGGAAGGCUACGAUAAGGGAACACUGAGAGUUAGGAGGACGGAAGAAAAACGAAUACUCCCCAGAAAAAAAAUGAGAUCACAUCUAUCGUGGUCCCAUUUUUCCUUUUUUGUCUGUGGACACACUGUGUAUGCCCCAGUCACUAAUCAGAGAUUCAUACGAGAGCUCAAAAAUGAGUUGUCUCUGUGAAAUGAUUGAUCCCUCAUUAGGAUUCUUUGGUACGCUUCCAAAGUAAAAUGUGGGGUCAGUACCUGUCUGUAACUGUACCUGUUUUAUUUGUUUUUUCCCUCCUCCAUUGUUUGUAGUUAUCAUGUCUCCAUGUUAUCCUCGAAUAAUCCUUCAUUUUGACAGGUAGGGUGGAGAUACAAGGGAUUUGGGUUGAUGAGCUAUAUCCCCCACCAUCCCCACUUGGAUGGCAUUUGUGUGGAUACUGAAAGUAAUUCUGUGAGAUGACAGCAAAGGAUCGUCUCUUGCGAUCGCACGAAGGCAUUAUCACCUGCGAUACUUUACAGAGUGGAAAAGUUGUGUCUUUUAUUUUCUCUGAGAGAAUGGGUAUUGUCCGUGUCACUCAUGUGUGCUUAUCCAAACUUUGCUCCCGAUGAUGCAUCGAGCUAUAUUGUUUCUUCUUAUGUCUCUGUGAACUCUGCCUCUUACAUUUUUAUUUUUGUUUGUUUGUUCGUUGGUUUUCUCUGUUCAGCUUAUGGAGAACAUCGUCAUUAGACACAUUCUGAGCUACAGACUGUUUCUGUACAAAGCAACAUCGUUGUAUGCAUGUAGUUGUCUGAACAAUUAUGUGACCACAGAACAAUUUGUUAUGGUACAUGUAUGUCGACAUGUCUGUAGAGCAUUGUUCCCCAUUACAUCUAUUAGCAUAUGCAGAAUAACAAAUAAAUGUGUAUAUAACUCCUG
Scophthalmus maximus (turbot) is the source of this 7114-nucleotide messenger RNA. It is a transcript of the gene kcnb2b, whose product is annotated as potassium voltage-gated channel subfamily B member 2b. Gene Ontology annotation, cellular component: membrane; voltage-gated potassium channel complex. NCBI's taxonomy places the organism in Eukaryota, Metazoa, Chordata, Actinopteri, Pleuronectiformes, Scophthalmidae. The coding region runs from base 697 to 3234 and encodes 845 amino acids. The transcript has 3 exons. Gene Ontology annotation, molecular function: delayed rectifier potassium channel activity; protein binding. Gene Ontology annotation, biological process: potassium ion transmembrane transport; protein homooligomerization. The record is from RefSeq and is a predicted model, not a curated record.